UACGUACAGAUAGCGUUUAAUCAGAUGUUUUAUAGUGACGUGUCUGUUCUGGGAUCGUCAUACCGAAGUUGUCUUCCGGUCAGGAAACAUGAAGUUCUUGGUGGUUCUUUUGGGCGCCAUAGCUGCUAUUGCAGCUCUGCCCACUGACAUCUCGAACCCAGUAAUCAUGAAGUUCAGCGGAGAUGGCGAACGCUACCAGCCCAUGCGAGGAGGCGAUGGCGUGGUCCACAUGGUGGAUACUUGGCUGAAGGUCUCCGACCUGAUGGAGGCUGCCAGGUUCCAGCCGGAUGUUCAGAACGCUUAUCAUCUCUUCACCAGAAACAACCCCACUGUCAGCCAGCCGCUACUGCUCGGCGCCGACGGCCUGCUCGGUAGCACCAACUACAACAGUAACCGACGCACCAUCUUCAUCCUCCACGGCUGGACCGACAGUGUGCUUGGCAACGUCAAUACUGUGCUCAUUCCAGCUUUCCUUGCUGCUGAGGACCUGAACGUGAUAUCAGUGGACUGGAGCGUGGGAGCCGGCACCAUCAACUACCUCGCCGCUGUCACCAACACUGUCACUUCAGGUGAAAGUGUGGCCCGCUUCGUGAACUGGCUGAUGGCUUCAACUGGCACCACCCCAGACCAGAUCCACAUCAUCGGUCACUCUCUGGGUGGACACCAGUCCGGCAUCAUCGGCAGGAACCUCAACGGCAGGGCCGCUUACAUUACCGCUCUGGACCCCGCCCUCCCCGGUUGGAUAACCAAUGACAACCGAUUCCAGCCCAACGAUGGAGCUUACACCGAAGUGAUCCACACUAAUGCUGGCAUGCUGGGCUACAUCGCUACCCUGGGACAGGUGGACUUUUACCCGAAUGGAGGAAUCAACAUGCCUGGGUGCAGCGAUCCCGUUUGUGACCAUGACAGAUGCUUCCACUACUUCGCUGAAUCGCUGGCUACAGGAGGUUUCACUGGCACUAGAUGUGCCACUUACGCUGGAGCUAUGACUGGCAACUGCAUUCUAUGGGGAUCCCUGCAAAUGGGAGGACUGAGGCCCAAGACUGGAUCUUCCGGAAUCUUCUAUUUACAGACCAACGCUGCCCCGCCUUUCUCUCAAGGCUAAACUUAUCAUCAGUAAUAAACAUGGCGGCAGCUGUCAUUCAAUGACCUUGACCGACGGUUUCGUACAACUGGCCCUAAUUUUGACCAACUGAACAUGUAUUAAUAACAUUAUGUCUUAUUUUAUAUAAUUGAGCUAUAUUCCCAGUAACGGCUUAAGGAUUUUAUUGACAUUCCUUUCUGUUAUUAAGGAUUAGUUCACUGUGUAAAUAAAUGUAUUAAUAUAAUA
Molecule: messenger RNA, 1330 nt
Organism: Cydia pomonella (codling moth)
Lineage: Eukaryota; Metazoa; Arthropoda; Insecta; Lepidoptera; Tortricidae
Product: pancreatic triacylglycerol lipase-like
Exons: 8
Coding region: 89-1105 (338 amino acids)
Biological process (GO): lipid metabolic process
Molecular function (GO): lipase activity
Source: RefSeq, a predicted model, not a curated record